Molecule: messenger RNA, 1171 nt
Organism: Pogona vitticeps (central bearded dragon)
Lineage: Eukaryota; Metazoa; Chordata; Lepidosauria; Squamata; Agamidae
Gene: MAIP1
Product: matrix AAA peptidase interacting protein 1
Biological process (GO): protein insertion into mitochondrial inner membrane from matrix
Cellular component (GO): mitochondrial inner membrane
Molecular function (GO): ribosome binding
Source: RefSeq, a predicted model, not a curated record
GGGCUGCCCGGGCUCCCCUUCGCCCACCGGGCGGCUGCCUCUUGCUCGCCCCCCGCGCGAUUCUACAGCAGCGACUCGGAGAGAGACGGGCAGCGGAAACCCUCCGUCUUCAUGGUGAAGAUCCCCAACCCUCUGAGUUGGCUCCGCAGCCGCUUCUACAUCUUCCUCAUCCGUGCCUAUUUCGACCAGGAGUUCAGCAUCCACGAGUUCACGGAAGGGGCGAAGCAGGCUUUCACUUAUGUGUCAAGACUAAUAUCUCAAUGUAAAUAUGAUCUGUUGGAGGAACUUGUAUCAAAAGAGGUGAUUCAGGUGCUGAAGGAGAAGCUUGCUUUGCUGUCUGAAAACCACAAGCAUGCCCUUGCUGCCACCAUGGAUGAAAUAAUGUUCACAGCACCUGGAGAUGUUGGCAUUUACUACGAUGAUAGUGGAAGAAAGUUUGUCAGCAUCCUGGUGCGUUUCUGGUAUUUUUCAAGUGCUGACCUCCCUGAUGAUGGAAUCAAAAUGAUCCGAUUUGUUUCUGACAAUGAAACAGAAAGGAAGACAAAACAUCUUUUGACAGCAAGUUAUGAGUUCCGAAGAGAAUUUACAGAAGGUGUGAAACCAGACUGGACUAUUACACGGAUUGAACAUGCAAGCCUGCUCGAAUGAGUUCAUGAACAAAGACAUUCAUAGACAACUAUCAAUAUAAUGGCUCAUUGACAAGAGCUAAAAUGAACUGAAUACAAAGGAGCAAGCAAGGUUUAUCUGUUGUAAUCUCUUGCAGACUAAUUUUGUACUUAUUCUAAAGGAUGAAAACAAAACAUUUUCUACUAGAUUCACAAAAAGUCAGAAAUCAUUCUUGAUCUACUACCAAAAGCAGCAUUUAGAUCAGGAUAGCAGGGAGCACAUAAGAUUUCUACAUCACAAGUUUCAUGCAAGUUUGAAAGAAGGUAUGUGACAGCUAGCUUUUAAAAUCUGGACACAUUUAUUCUCCUUGAUCUGUGCCUGAGGAUAGGCUCCUACUUGAGUGAAACCACUUGCACAACAGGUCUGAGGUGAGUGGAUUGAAUGUUUGGCACUUGCAUCCGAAGAUGAAAUGGGUGGCCUUGCAAAAACAGAUAAGGAGAGAAGUGGCUGUUCUAUGUAUCAUAAUUUGUGUGACAUUAAAAAUGGAUUUGGUCAAAAGUAUUAA